Messenger RNA from Meloidogyne enterolobii, 327 nucleotides. Lineage: Eukaryota; Metazoa; Nematoda; Chromadorea; Rhabditida; Meloidogynidae. The record is from the annotation of a GenBank genome assembly.
CCUCCCCCCUCCCGUCUCUGGACCGUCCCUGUGGACUGUCGUAGUAAAGAAAGUGACGUGCUAAUGAGGUAAUGUGUUGUCGAGAUUUGACUGAUUUAGAGGGAAGAUCACUAAAAUACUCCCUCUUAGAUGGGCGCAAAAAUCAACGUUCGUUUGGGACCUCAUACAAUGAUGCAAAUCAAAAGAGGAGGUUAUGUCAGUACUUAUGCUAGAGAGGAAGAAGAACAACACAGAAAAAUGACCUUAUCUAUCGAUAAACAACAAGCAGAACGUUUAUUAAAAAAUAGUGAAAAUAAUAUGGCUGAUGGUGAAGCUAUUAAACAUUAG